Molecule: messenger RNA, 1302 nt
Organism: Dujonia railenensis
Lineage: Eukaryota; Fungi; Ascomycota; Pichiomycetes; Serinales; Debaryomycetaceae
Source: the annotation of a GenBank genome assembly
AUGAUUGCUACGUAUCAAGAUAGUGUGGCAGUAAGUCCUACGCCUAUAUCAAUACCGUCCCAUAGUAUAAAGACACAUUUAUAUGAUAAGCGAAAAAAUACCAGGUAUGACUUGUAUCACCCACUUGAUUUUGUAGAUUCCGAAGAGUCAGAAUUGGAAGAAGAAAUUUGUGAGAGCUUUGAAGAUGACAGUUCGUUCCCCAACUCCUUAGGUAGUUUAACAUCUUCAUCAGUGGGUUCUAUCUCUCUGGUUCACACAUCCAUUGCAUCGUCAACAUCAUCCUUGCCAGGUAGCUCGUACCUUAUCUUGAAUAAGAAGACGUCCCAAUCGCAGAUUCUGGCGAUCAAUGUCACUACAACAACACCCAUAUUGAAGACUGCAAAGAGUUCGGCUAAUUUUGCGAAAAUUUUAGAAAGCAACAACGUAGUCCUUGAAGCACAAAAUGUAGAUAAUAGCAAUAACGUGGUGCAGAAAAUGAGUAAGAGCGGUACCGCAUUUGCCUCCUACUCAAAAAGUAUAUUACAGACUUACCUCAAGAUCGACUUGUUGCCAGAUUUUUUUGGCAGAGGCAAUUCGCAUUUGCAGUCUAGCCAAGGCGAAAAUAGCAAUGGAACUGAAACUGCGAGUGAAAGUGUAAGUGAAAGUGAAACAAGCGAGACACACGAAGAAGAGGAAUUGCAGUCGUUCUCGUCAAAUGCCCCUAAUACCCCAUUCAAUCCCUCGCAUUACAAGUCGAAACCAAUACGUAACAGAGAACUCCGCAUAAAUUCUAGGUUCCUUAUUAUGUACACAUUUGAUUUCAAUUCUCGUGUAAAUGGACUUUUACCAAGUUCCAACACAGCCGGUGAGUUCCAGGAGCUCUUAUCCGUGCCAGCAAUCAAGAGAUUCCAUAAGAAACAUAAUUUAAACAAAGUCUCAAAUUUAUCGCGAGAUAAACUUUGGGAAAACGUAAUUCUACAGGCUAGAAACGACUCAUUGCCCAGUGAAGGGAUAAACUAUGAGAAUUACAUCAAAGAAGAAGAAGACGACGAGGAAGAAGAUGAAGAAGAGACUUCUGAAGGUGAAUCAAUAGAAGAUGAGAAGCAUUUCAGAAUGACUCGUAAUCAUUCAAUCAUUAAAUUGAAUGGUUCUGAAUAUCUACCAUGGGCUAAUUUGAAAAGUUCAUACAAAUGUGUGAAACCCGCAGGUAUUUUAGAGAAAGGGAAAUAUUUGUGCAAUGGAGAACUGCCAUGUUCAGGAGUAACCAGAACACAAUUCACCGUAAAGGGAUGGUGUAAUAAAAGAUGGGUUAGCUCUACCUAA